Varroa destructor (honeybee mite) is the source of this 3179-nucleotide messenger RNA. RefSeq names its product Hexokinase A (gene Hex-A). Gene Ontology annotation, biological process: intracellular glucose homeostasis; glucose metabolic process; glycolytic process. Gene Ontology annotation, molecular function: D-glucose binding; fructokinase activity; ATP binding. The record is from RefSeq and is a predicted model, not a curated record. Gene Ontology annotation, cellular component: mitochondrion; cytosol. NCBI's taxonomy places the organism in Eukaryota, Metazoa, Arthropoda, Arachnida, Mesostigmata, Varroidae.
CAUUGCCUUCAUCGUUAUUGGUGUCGUAUGGCAGACAACCUUCUGCUAAGCAGAAUGCACGAGACAAUGGCGAAAGCAUGCUAACCGGCCUUUCUGGGUCGAUAUGCUUGCCUGAAAAGCAAUUUUCUGUAUCAUACUGGUGAGCCAACACUUUCUCUUCAGUACCCAUUACGACACACGCACACACGUGCCGAUACAAUAGCUGCUCGUAUGAGAAACUCAAACGUGCUGAUCCCCGACUAUUGGCUCUAUGGCAAUCGCUGUCGUCUGAGACUAUUCCGCCUGUCGUCAGCAGUUGGUUCGUCCAGCGCAGCAGACCUAACAGAAACAUCACUUGUUGGCGACGUGAGCCCAUUUACUCUGUCUGCGGCCCACAGUGACGUCAGGUUCCGAUAAGAGAGGGUUCUCGCUUCAGCCGAAGCAACAGCAGCAGUAGUCGCGGCAGCCAGCCACAGCAUGUAGCUUGUUCCCGCAAAAACGACAUUACCCACCGGCGUUGUGUCUAGGCUGGCUUACUGUUUCGCUCGAUCCAACUAGAGAGAGCGAGCGAGCCAGCCAGCCAGCCAGCCAGCCAGCGAGGGACCGGCCGACCAACGAUCGAUCGAUCGAUCGAUCGACCGACCAACCAACCAACCGACAGACUGGCAUCCAUAACCAAGAUCGGACAGAGCAAUCCAACAGCCGACCGAAAUAUUGAAACGAACUUACCCGAUCAAAUGCGUUGCUUUUGGUCAUUCUAGCCGCCCUUUUGCUUGCUGUUCGCCCGUCGACGGCGCCGUCGCCGUCGCCGUCGCCGCCUUGUCAAGCCAUUGUUAGUGAGACGCGCGCAUUGUCAGUUCGAAACUUUAGAUACAGUUUGGGUGCUAACGGAGCGGCGAAAACAGUGAAAUCUGCUCCAUCUCGCUGGAAAGCUGCGAGAAGCCUUCUGUUCCCCAUCUUUCAGCUGCUGUGUAAACGCGCUUCUGUAUACUAUCGGCGUUUAACACGGCCUUAAGCGUUUGCGGUCGCUACGCAAGACUGAUACAACAAGAUCAGCGCUACCUGUAGGACCUUGCCGCUCCGCUUCAGAUGCGAUAAUAUCUAAGCAAUUGCUUGCUCAGUGAGAUCAAAUCAGACAACAAAGAAGUCGUGGCAGGUUCCCACAAGCUGGAACCUGUCAAAGAAGAACUUAAGUUAGCUCACAUAUCAAGUGGAACCACGUUCUAUUUCUUACUGUUUUCAGUCGACGUCCGAUUUGUUUUGAAUGAAUGUGAACGUUUGCUGUCGGCGCAGAGAAUAGACAACAAAUCGCUAAUACCUAAAAUCAGCUGCGUAGGUUUGUACGAACGUAGGCGAAAUUACGAGUAAAAUCGGAUAUUGCGUCAGAUCGAAAAAUAGUAGCGUUCGAUCAUAGAUGUCAAAGCUGGCCUGUUGUGCCGGUUGUUCCCAAUGAGUUCUUCGUUUUGGUUGUUACUGUCGGACGCCUCGAGUGUACGUUACUAGUGCGAUUCAAACUGUCCAUUGCUGCCAUUUGUGAGAAGUGAUAAGAAAGAAAGAAAGAAAAAAAAAAAAAAAGCGGAACGAAUACGACCAAAAUAAGCAUCUAUUCCUAUACGUGUCCAGUAAAAUAUUCCGUGCAUCAUCAGUGUCAUCAAAAUAGCUCGUGCUGUACGAAAGUGAUCGUGGUAGCGGUAGCUCGAACUAUGCCUUCACGUAUUCCGCAGCUUGAGUGUGGCCUCGACUGGGCUGAGAAUAAGGCAGGAGAUGUUCAUCACCAGAUUCAACAACGUUUGCUACGAAGACAGUCCACCAUGUCCACGGUUGAGGCGAUCACUCGCGAGCUCGAGUUAUCCAAUGAUACGCUUGAAAAGGUGAUGACGUGUCUGCUCAAGGAACUCAACAACGGACUCAAUAAGGAGACACAUGCGAAGGCGGACGUCAAACAGUAUAUUACGUACGUGCGUGAUGUACCGGACGGAAGCGAAAGUGGACGAUUCCUUGCUUUGGAUCUGGGCGGCACCAACUUCCGUGUGCUACUGAUCGAAAUUGAUGGUGACAAAUUCAAAAUGGACAAUGCUAUCUACGCUGUUCCUCAAGAAAUUAUGCUUGGUACAGGAACUCAGCUGUUCGACCAUAUUGCCGAGUGUCUGGCUACCUUCUCCAUGGAGCGUGGUAUCUAUGGCCAGCGUCUACCACUAGGCUUCACAUUUUCGUUCCCCUGCCGGCAGGAAGGUUUAACACGGGCUCGUCUUGUUACUUGGACGAAAGGGUUCAAGUGUAGUGGCGUCGAAGGUGAGGAUGUGGUGAAACUCCUGCGGGAGGCAAUCGCUCGUCGAGGUGAUGUUCAGAUCGAUGUUAUGGCGGUUGUUAACGACACGACUGGCACGCUAAUGUCGUGCGCGCAUAGGAACAAAGAGUGCCGUCUCGGUGUUAUUGUUGGUACCGGCGCGAACGCUUGCUAUAUGGAACGAAUUGAGAACUGUCAAUUAUGGGAUGGCGAUGAUAAGGAGCCUCGCCAGGUAAUCAUAAAUACAGAGUGGGGAGCAUUCGGCGACAAUGGCGUGAUCGACUUCAUCCGGACACAGUACGACAUCGAAGUCGAUGAGCACUCGCUCAAUCCCUCACAUCAAAAGUUCGAAAAAAUGAUUAGCGGUAUGUACAUGGGCGAGUUGGCUAGACGUGUCGUAGUCCGGCUGGCUAACGAACACCUCAUUUUCAAUGGUCGACUUUCGCAGAAGAUGAAGACGCCGUAUGCUUUUAAAACGAAGUACAUCUCAGAGAUCGAGAGUGACCAAAAGGGCUGUUUUGAUGAGACGCGCAAAGUGCUUGCGAAGUUGGACCAGAUCGGCAGCGACGACGAUUGCCAGUGUUUGAAACUGGUGGUUUCGCGGGUAUCGUCCCGGGCUGCCCACCUGGUAUCGGCUGCCAUCGCCACUGUGCUUAACAAAAUGAAAAGGCCACAUACAACAGUAGGCGUUGACGGCUCCGUCUAUCGUUACCACCCGAAGUUCCACCAGUUGAUGGAAGCGAAGAUCGCAGAACUUACCAACCCCGACUACAAGUUUGACUUGAUGUUGUCUGAGGAUGGCAGUGGUCGCGGCGCAGCGCUCGUCGCCGCUGUAGCCGUUCGGAACAUCCAGCGAGGGGGCAGAUCGCCUUGCAUGGGAAUCUAGAACGAUUAUAGCGGCUCGUCGCCGCGC